AUCUCGUGCUACUGCGCAGAUCCGUGCCACUAUUCGGAAGAUUUCAGAGGUCAGAUGGCUUUGGACUGGAUUGAGACGUUCUACGGUCUGGAUAAUAUACCGUCACGAGUCACCGAUACCAGUCAUCAACUGCUCAGAUUCGUCGUAUCCUACAAUGCCAAAUAUCUGGAUGAAAAAAUUCGCGAGGCCGUCAAAAACUGUGUUUGA
Anisakis simplex (herring worm) is the source of this 207-nucleotide messenger RNA. The record is from the annotation of a GenBank genome assembly. NCBI's taxonomy places the organism in Eukaryota, Metazoa, Nematoda, Chromadorea, Rhabditida, Anisakidae.